UAAAUACCACUGAUGGGCUCCGGUGGUCUAAUAACACACGUGUUCAUGUAAGCAAUGAUAAUAAAAAAAAAACAAGACAUUCGGUCUCUGUGAUUUUAACAAGUGUCAGUACGUAAAGUUUUACAAGAUAUUGUGUUGUUUGAUUCUUACAAAAAUGCUGAAAUUUUAUCUUGAAUGUGUCAGGUGGUCUUGAGAAUUGACUUUAUCAGUGUUACUCAAUAUUGUCAAUCAUACACGUCCAAUGUUCAAUACAAGCUAGUGUUGAUUUGAUAAGCGAUGUAUGAUGUACCGAGUGUUGUUAGUUCGUUGGUGUUGUUUCUUAUCGGCAGUUGUCACUGAAAAUGGAUAGUGGGCUCGAAGGAAAUAUUGACAAGAAGUAUAAAGCACUAUUUGGAAUUCGUCAUGUCCAGGCCGUUCUUCUGUUCCUUGGACUACUCCUCGCUUACGGUAUGAGGGCCAACAUGAGCAUCGCGAUUGUGGCUAUGACUGACAAAGACAAUGAUAAUUUUUACGACUGGAGUAUGCAGACCCAAAGCGUAAUCCUGUCCUCGUUCUUCUGGGGCUACAUCGUCUUCCAGAUCCCUGCUGGUGAGAUGGCAGCUAGGCUCGGAGGUUCGAUACUGAUCACAAUAUCCAUGGCCAUCAAUUCACUUGUCUCAGUAUUGAUACCCCUCGCUGUUAAUUACGGCGGAUGGCAGUGGGUUUGCUUGUGUCGCGUAAUCCAAGGCUUAUCACAAGGCUUUAUUGUGCCUUCGAUCAAUACUCUUAUUGGCAAAUGGGCGCCUAUUGAGGAGAAGAGCCGGUUAGGAGCUUUAAUAUAUUCCGGAAGCCAAUUAGGUAAUGCUUUUCAACUGAUGACGGCAGGCUUCAUAGCUGAUGCCUGGGGCUGGCCAGCAAUUUUCUACGCCAAUGGUGCAAUUGGAGCUGCUUGGACGGUUAUUUAUAUUUUCUUGGGAUCUGAUUCGCCUGAAAAAUCGAAAAUAAUUGGAAAAGAAGAAAAACUUUAUAUACAGAGCUCUUUAGGUCAAGUUGGAGAACCAAAGAAAUACAAAACACCAUGGAAAGAGAUUUGGACGUCACUCCCAUUCAUAUCACUGAUAGUACUCCACUGUGGACAAAAUUGGGGUUUCUGGACUCUUAUGACUGAGAUGCCGUCAUACAUGAAGCAGAUUUUGGGCGUUGAUAUUAAAGCAAACGGAGUAAUGUCAGCCCUUCCAUACUUAGGCAUGUAUAUUCUUAGUUUCCCAUUCGGGUUCCUAACCGACUAUCUACCCAACAAGAAGCUGCUGAGCGUAACUGCCACCAGGAAAUUAUCUAAUUCAAUAGGAUUUUAUGGUCCAGCCAUAGCUCUCGUAGCCCUCUCAUACUCGCCAGCUGGUGAUAUCAUGAUAGCUGCUAUUCUUCUUACUAUUGUGGUUAGUCUAAACGUUGGACAUGUGACUGGAUUAAUGAUUGUGCACUUAGACAUGGCGCCCAACUUCGCCGGCACCUUACUUGGCAUUACCAACUGUGCUGCCAACAUUGUAUCCGUCAUAGCGCCGCUAGUCGCAGGAGCAAUUUUAAAAGAUGAGACAAACCCAGCCGAUUGGCGUAAAGUCUUCUACGUAGCCUCGGCUGUGUAUAUCGUCUCAAAUACUUUCUACUUAAUUUUUGGAACAAGUGAGAGGCAGAAAUGGAACGAACCCAAUGAUUCGAAUGAUAAAACAAUGAAAAAACAAACAGCAGCUUGAAACAAUGAUCAUUUCUCAUUUAACACUUUUACUCUUUUUAUGAAUAAAUAAUAUUUCAAGAUAA
Molecule: messenger RNA, 1794 nt
Organism: Bombyx mori (domestic silkworm)
Lineage: Eukaryota; Metazoa; Arthropoda; Insecta; Lepidoptera; Bombycidae
Product: putative inorganic phosphate cotransporter
Exons: 11
Coding region: 342-1730 (462 amino acids)
Biological process (GO): transmembrane transport; monoatomic anion transport
Cellular component (GO): membrane
Molecular function (GO): transmembrane transporter activity
Source: RefSeq, a predicted model, not a curated record